UUUAGCAUGAUAUUUUCCACAAUGUUCUGCAUAAGCUGUUGCAACAUAUUUGAAUGGGUCCGAAAACAAUUAAAUGAGCCCUUAGGACAAACCUUAUUUGGUUUUAUAGUGGGUCGUUACCUAUUACUAUACUUAUUCGCGUUUUUCUACAACCUAGACACAAGAAUACCCCUUGAAGGUAAACAAGUAAAUCGGCUGCAAGUGUAUGAAAAUUUGCUGUACAUUACACCGAGGCCUGUAAAAUUAACCACUCAGAUUACAUAGGGUUUAUUAACAAAUACAAAUAAUUACAACAAAAAUGAUAAAAAGUACUUAUGCUUUUUUGACUAACGAGUCAGCAUGUUCGGCAUAGGUGCGAGCGAUUUUGAUUAAAGCCACUCCAGAUCCAAUUCCGCAGGCCGUGCAAAGAGCCACAUUCUGAGGCACAAUGCUUCUUACGAUUGCCCAAAUAAGAACAGAACCCAAGGAGAAUGUUACAGCUCCAAAAGAACUGAAAUUAUAUGAUAAUUAUUACAAAUAAUUGCAAAAAUAAAGUUUUUAUACCUGUAUAAGAGUUUUUCUUUGGUGGUUAGGGCGCUUAGGUGUGGCCUGUUGUAUAGAUACAAUCCAGAGCCUAAUAUUGUGUUGAACAAAAGGACGUUUGUGAUAUCUCUGCGUGGGAAUAUUCUAUAAAACCACAUCAAUAAAACCCCUGUAUCAUCAAAAUAAUCAUAUUUACCUUAAAACUAAUGACGGGUUCAUAACAUUUAUAGACAGAGCUGUGUAGCUGAGUGUACCCUGAACCGGCAGGUAAUAAAACAAUAAAUUUUCUUUGGUCAGCGGCUUCAAGCCAAAUUUACCGGUUAUAAAAAUCAAAAUGUUCGCUUCUUUGACUUUAAUUCGCAAUAUAAGCAAACUAAAAGCGUACAAAAGCAGUAUUAAAACGGGUUCGGCUUUAUUUUCAUCGGAUGCAGAUGCUACAGACAGAGUUCCAACGCAGGGAGGUUAUGCUCAGGCGUUCGAUAAAUUUGAAGAUUUGAAGGAAAAGAAACCUGAAGUCAAGUUGGAGACGUUUGCUUCUUUAUUGAGGCACUCAAAGUUUAUAGAUUUGGGGGAUCCGGAAGGCAAAGUUGUUAUAGGUAAAAUAUUCCACAUUGUUGACGAUGACUUGUACGUGGACUUUGGUUGGAAGUUUCAUUGCGUUUGUCCUAGGCCAAAGAAAAAUGGUGAAAGUUAUGUAAGAGGCAGUAAGGUACGAUUGAUGAUAAAAGAAUUGGAGUUGUCGACAAGGUUUCUCGGCUUUGAAAAAGAUCUAACGUUGUUGGAAGCAGACUGCGCGCUUUUAGGGUUGGUACAGGAGAGAAGUAAAACGCCUUUGUAGUGUGACAAUUUAUUUUUUAUAAUAAAAUACAUUUUUACAGUUAGUCAUGUGUAUUUGUUAAGGCAAGAAGUACUAAAUAAAUACAAUUAUUCUGUUAACUUAUUGUUAAGAUCAUUAUUAAUAAAUGUUUACAAAAAGCUGCCUAUAGGGAAGUUUUAUUUAUUUACAGUUUAAAUUAAAUACAUUACAUUUAUACAUUAAUAAGUUGCCACUUGCUGCCCUUAAUAUUAAAUAUAAAAAUUAAAUUUGAUUAAUUUGAGGUAUAUAGAUAAUAAGGCUUUAUGGAUAAUCAUGUGUGGCUUGUUUAAAACUAUAAUUAAGGCACUUGAGAAUUCGUCGUCAAAUAUUAAUUGAGCAUUUUAAAAUUAUAUUUACAGUAAAGCACAUGGUAAUCCACAACACAAAGGAAGGCAAACUGGAACGACCGUGGCACCUGAUUUACUUUUCGAUUUACUCUUGCUGCUGGCCUCGUAUUCAUACAUUCCUUUGCCCUUUGCAUAACCACCCUAAAAAUGUAUAAAGUGUGGAAAGUGGGUAUUUACCGCACGGCGUGCGAAAAAAUGCGGUUACCGCACGGUUAAAUCAACUUACCUCUGCUCUCCAUCCAGCCUGACUUUCCUCCUUCUUGGCGAACAUCUCGUGUCCGGGUGGGUAAUAUACAGGGGGCCCAGAAACAUUCUUAGCCUUCAUGACGGGCUCCUUUUUUUGUUCGUCCGCUUCCUCUUGUUGCCUCUUCAAAGUGUCCACCUUCCUUUGUGUAGCCAGCUCGUCUUCAUGCUGAUUAAAUCCUGAGUUUAACGGACUAUUCGGUGGCU
Brassicogethes aeneus is the source of this 2175-nucleotide messenger RNA. Lineage: Eukaryota; Metazoa; Arthropoda; Insecta; Coleoptera; Nitidulidae. The record is from the annotation of a GenBank genome assembly.